AUGUACACUGGUGGUCACGCUCAGAUGUCUUCCAACUUCUCUUCCCAGCCCGGCAGUGGUCUCCCGAUGGCCCCUGCAGGUCUUUCCUCGCGCCGCGGUAGCCAAAACAUCAAGCCGCUCUCCUUCGAUGCUCCCAAUCACCAGCCAGUCCACGACAACGGUGCCCCUACCCCGCGCACCAGCCGGUCUCAUCUUCUAGCUGGCCUUCGCACUGCUCCCAAGUCUGCCACUGCCACUUCCUUUGCUCCCGCUUCCCCCACAGCCCAACAGUUUGCUAGAAACAGUAGGGCUGCGAACCUGCACGGUUACGCUCAGGACAGCUACUACAAUGCUCCCAAGACGGCUUAUCCUCAGUACGCCUCUCAGCAGCAGCAGCAGCAACCUGCCUACCACGCUGCUCUGAAUCAGCAGUACCACGUCGAGCAGGUUUUGGCCCCUCCUGAGCUCUCGAUGGAAGAGCAGGCCCAGGAUCCCAACCUGUACGCCCAACUCGUCGCCACAAACAUGUACCUUGCCCAGCGUCAGCAGCUCCUGCAGCAGCAGCUUAGAAACGUGCAGGCCGCUGCCGCCCAGCACGCCGCCCAGCAGCAGUUCCAGAACCUCAACAUCAGCAGCCCUCAGCUGCACCAUAUGUCGUCUUUCGAGCAGCAGCAGCAGCAGCAGCUCCAGGCUGCCAUGAGCCAGGGCCAGCAGCUCUACUUCAACCAAGCUACUGGCCAGUACUUUGUGGACACCACCGCUUCUGCUCCCUCCCCCAUGCACUACCGUGAUAGCAGUGCCUCAUCCUUUAACAGCCUUCAGCAGCUCCAACUCCAGCUCCAACAGCAUCAACAGCAGCAGGGUCUUCCUCGCGUUCAGGUUUCGCCUCCCCCGGAGCCUCAGCGCAGCUCACUCCGCAGCGUAUCUCCUCCCAAGCGAUUUGACUCUCCCGCGGAGCCGACCCCUCUGCCGCCCCCCUCCGCCAUGGCGUUCCGUCGCGGCCAUAAGAAGGCCUCGUCACUGGCCCCGGUCAACAGCGUUCUCGCCUCUGCCCUGAGUUCUUCAGACGGCCCCAAGUCUGCUGGCCCCAAGACUGCCUCUUUCCCCAUCACUCCCAUGACUGGUGGAUAUGGCCCUGGCCAGGGUCGCGCUGGUGAACAUCCUGUUCGUCAACCCCGCGGCCCUCCUUCUCUUGACGAGCUCAAGGCGAAACCUACCGCCAAGCACGAGGGUUCCAAGAACUUUGCUACUCGCACCCGACGCUCUGCUGUUCACAAUCUAGUGCGCGCUGGCAUGUCUCGCCGCAAGGGCACUAGUAGUGCAUCCGGCAGCAUGAGUCCCGUUUCCGAGACGGCUGAGGAUUCUGGCUCUCCCAUCACUGACAAUGACUCGGACUCUGGCCGUAGCGGCUCUGGCAGUCUGGUUGGCGAGGAAGAGUGCACCAGUUCUAGGACCUCGGCUAGCGGCGGUUGGGGAGCUAUUGGCUCCGAUCGCCCUGGCUCUCGCCAGAUGACUCGCAAGAGCGAUGCCUCCGACGCCACUGGCAGCUUUGCCUAUGUUUUCAAGAAGGAGAACGACUCUGUCGACCUGCAGCGCAAAGCCCCGAGGAUGGUGCUCACCAGCGUGGAGAAGCGCAAGACUGCUCCUGUCGCCUGA
Molecule: messenger RNA, 1635 nt
Organism: Cordyceps fumosorosea ARSEF 2679
Lineage: Eukaryota; Fungi; Ascomycota; Sordariomycetes; Hypocreales; Cordycipitaceae
Exons: 1
Coding region: 1-1635 (544 amino acids)
Source: RefSeq, a predicted model, not a curated record